Capsella rubella is the source of this 726-nucleotide messenger RNA. RefSeq lists its product as uncharacterized. The record is from RefSeq and is a predicted model, not a curated record. Lineage: Eukaryota; Viridiplantae; Streptophyta; Magnoliopsida; Brassicales; Brassicaceae. The transcript is spliced from 2 exons. Bases 396 to 617 code for a protein of 73 amino acids.
GCAUUCAUUUGUUUUAACUCGAUUGCUUUAGAACUCCUCUCCACAAUAGGAUUUAGGGAGCACUCAUUUGUUGACUUUGACUCUCUUUGAAAUUCAUAAUAAGGAAGCUUCCGAGUAGAUAAAACUCAAAAAAAAAAAAAAAAGACUUCACUUCCCCAAAAUACCCUCGUUGACUUCGUAGAAGAGAUGACUAAAUAAGUAGAAACCGCAAGGGUGUUUUCGUAACUGAGAAUAACCCGCCGCGUGGAUUCGGCGGUUAUAACUUCUAAUCAUUCUGAUUCUCGUGGUCGAAAACAAAAAAAAACUCUAACUUUUGAUCUCUCUCUGUCUCUCUCUGUCUUCAUCUUCUGUAAAGAAACAACAGAACCAAAUUAAACCUUUGUCUGAAAGAAGCAAUGGGAGAAUGUAGACCUCUGGGUUUCUUACUAGGAUUACCGUUUGCUCUUGUCGCCCUCGUUCUCUCCCUCCUCGGUGCUGUCAUCUGGAUCAUUGGGACGAUAUUGAGUUGUUUGUGCCCAUGUUGCUUCUGUUUCGCUGCGCUGGCCAACUUCGCUGUUGAUCUCAUCAAACUUCCUAUCAAUGUCCUCCGUUGGUUCACCCACUCCAUUCCUUGUUAACUUUAAUUACUUGUUUUAAUCUUCCUUCUUAUUUCUUUCAUCUUCUUAUUAAUUAUUUGUUAACAUUCCUUCUUGCCAUUGAUUUAUGUGUAAUUUUCUCCUUCUUCUU